GUUAAGCAAUAGCUUGUCCUUUGCCACACCUUUCAAUUCAAAUUAUUUGGCGCGGAAGGAUGGGCUGUUGUGGACAGUCCGAUGAUAUCGAUAUUGCUAAAAGACCACGCCUCACGGGUCCUGUACGCAACAGGUCAUGUACGGAUAUUCCCUGUUGUGUAGUAUUCGCUGUCUUCAUUAUUGGUUUCUUUGUUGUCACUUUGUGGAGUUUCGCUAUGGGAGAUUAUAGACGUGUUGUAUAUCCUACCAAUUCACAAGGACAAAUAUGCGGCCGCGAUGUUCCUGGUAAACCAUAUCUGUUCUUCUUCGAUUUGCAAAGUUGUCUCAAAUUGGGUCCAGCUUUAGUUGUUACUGGAUGUCCAACACCUCAGGUCUGUGUAGAGUCAUGUCCAGAUUAUUAUUGGUCUUGGAGAGGAUCUUAUGAUCCGCGGCCAUUUAAAGCAACCAGAGAUUUGAUGAUUUGCCUAGGCGGUGUCAAUGCCAAUGAUCCAAAGUUUGCAAGCGAGAGUAUCGAGCAACUGGUACAAGAUCGAAAGUGUGCCCCAUAUGUAUACCAUUCCAAACCAGUGCUCGGUCGGUGCAUGCCUAGUCAAUUGUCUCGAUUACUCAAAAAUGGUACUGGUGAAGUUCGUGGUGAUAGUGCUAAACGUAUGACCUUAUUGAAUGCAAACGAUGAAGUGGUGACUGGUGUCGAUAUGGUGAAAAGUCGAAAAUUAGUAUUGGGACUUGUGACAGUUUUUGAGAAAAUUGUCGCCGAUCUUCGUCAAACUUGGCAUGUUAUACUUAUAUGCAUUCUAGUAUCGGUGGUUUUGUCAUUCUGUUGGAUUGUUCUAUUACGAUGCUGUGCCACUAUUAUGGUUUGGACUACAUUGGUGUUAUUUGUGGCGUUAUUUACCUUUGGUACUGGAUUCUGUUUCUAUCGGUGGAAUGUGUUGCGUAAAACACCAGAGGGUUCUGCUGAUUUUGAAUUUUCUUUAGAUUUGGCAUCAUACUUUCGUUUAGCAUCAACAUGGCUUGCAAUGGGUAUUAUAUCUGCCAUCUUAUUGUUUCUCAUUAUUUGUAUAUUAAUAUUUUUACGCAAUCGUAUUCGAGUGGCUAUUGCAAUUUUGAAUGAAGCAAGCAAAGCAGUUGCAACUAUGACCUCUGUAUUAUUUUGGCCUUUACUUCCAUUCAUCUUGGAAAUGAUUGUCAUUGUUCAAGUGUUAUUUGUUGCCAUCUCCCUGCGUACAAUAGCUGAUCCUGUUGGCACUAAAAUGGUUGAUGUUGAUCCUACUGUCGAUCUAAGAUUUGAAGAUAAGGCUAGAAAAGAUAUAAAGGAAAUAUUUCAACUUAUUCCAUGUGAUCCAUUAUUAAACAAUUCUGCUGGCAAAGCCUGUCGCUUUCUCUAUUAUGGUGAUAGAAAAUACACUAUCUAUCUACAAUUGUUCAACCUCUUCAUGUUCUUUUGGUUAGUCAAUUUUGUCCGGUCACUUACUCAGAUGACUUUAGCUGGAACAUUUGCUGAGUACUAUUUUUCACGUCUUGAUCAAAAAUCAAUGUCAAAUUGUCCACUUUUAACAAGUUUCUUCCGAUCAGCUUUCUAUCAUAUCGGUUCAUUGGCGUUGGGAUCAUUUCUAAUCGCUUUGUUACAAUGGCUUCGUGCUGUACUUGAAUAUCUCAGUACGAAAUUAAAAAAAUCAGAUAAUCCUAUAGCGAAAUUUUUCAUCAAAUGUUUAUGUUGUUGCUUUUGGCUACUUGAAAAUUUUCUACGACUUCUCAAUCGAAAUGCUUUUAUUAUGAUCGCUAUCUAUGGUCAAGGUUUUUGUUCUGCAUCUCGUUCAGCACUGUCUUUACUAUCACGCAAUGUAAUCAGACUUAUUGUGGUCGAUAAGGUAACAGAUUUCAUCUUGUUCAUUGGAAAGCUUGUCGUUGUUGGUGCUGUUGUUGCUCUUUAUCUUUAUCUUCGUGGUGGUCUUGUUUGGUCACCUGAGUGUUUGUCAUCGAUGGGCGUAAGUACUACUAGUAGUACUAAUAGUAACAAUUGUAAUAGUGACACUUCGUUUGCAUGGUUUUAAGCGAUCUAGCUUUUAAUGGUUACAUCAUAUUCUAUGAUAAUGCAUGAACAUACAUACUAACAGCAGUGAUGUUGGAAUUCAUUCUCAUGUUUGUGUAACAUCUCCCCCUCACCCCCACCCAUACACCUCUGUGGUCAUUUAUCGUUCGUGAAAUUAGUUGUAAACGAAGUGUAUCCUUCCUUAGAUUAGAAGACUCAAUUCAAGUAUAGUUUUGAUGUAUGUUGUACUGUCUCUCAUUUACAUGUUACUCUUUUAUAAUAAUAACUCAUCAAAAAGUACUAAAGAAUCAUAAUACUUGCAUGUAGUCGUUGUACUUGUGUACAUCUCUUUUUAUAUAUGUAUGUAUGUGUAUGUUUGUGUGUGUGUGUGGAAAAUUACUUCUCUCUGUGUAUGCUUUUCAUUGGUUACAUCAUACAUACCAUAAUCUGCGGCUUUUCUACUCGAGUUUAUUUCAUCAUUUCAUUUCAUUUUCAUCAGGUGGUUUGGCUUAUACCUAUUUGGAAGGUACACUAUUUGGAGGGAAUAAACUUCUGAAUGAAUUAAAUCCUCCUAAUCUGCAUUAUGCAUUUAUACCAUUGUGUAUUAUUAUACUAGCCUCCUAUCUAGUCGCAACACUAUUUUCAAGUGUCUUUGAGAUGGGUGUGGAUACAAUAUUUCUAUGCUUCUUAGAGGAUUUGGAACGAAAUGAUGGUUCUGCUGAACGCCCAUAUUAUAUGAGCAAAAAUCUUAUGGAGAUUUUAGGUAAACGAAAUGUCCAACGUAAAGCCACAGGUGAUAAGGCUGACAUCUAGAUUACAACAAAAAAAACUAUAACUUCGAAAUUCUCAUUAAGUGAUUACUGAAUUUCUAUGCGCGGAUUAAUAUAUUUUUGAUUUCGACAGAGAUAGACGAAGAAAAGACGAUCAUAAUAUUCUGACGGAAAGCCAUAACAGUGUAGUUCUGGCUUAAAUCAUACUACUUACUGUACAAUAUAAAUAUAUAUUUUUUCGCGAGCAUAUUUAUAGACGCUUCCUUUGCUCAUUUUCUCUAUUCCGAAUUGCAAACGGACAUACAAUCUUCUUUUUGUUUGUCGAAAAAUGAUAUUUGCAUUUUUUUCUAUCUCACUGCUUUAUUUGUAGGAAUAUUCAACUUUUUAUUUAAGUACUAUCUACAAUUAUUAUUAUCACUGUCAUUUUAU
This is a messenger RNA of Trichobilharzia szidati, 3231 nucleotides long. NCBI's taxonomy places the organism in Eukaryota, Metazoa, Platyhelminthes, Trematoda, Strigeidida, Schistosomatidae. The record is from the annotation of a GenBank genome assembly.